AUGGGGGAUCAAGACGAUCCCAAAAUCGUUUUUCAAACAAAUGUUUAUGACACGAAGGAAAUUGGUUUGGUUCUGUUUUUAUUCUUACUUAUGGCUGAAGAUAAAGUUUCGCAAUUGAAAGAAGAACUAGGUCUGGAGAGCGAGAGUUGCACAGGGGAAGAUAAAUUAAGUGAAGCUUCCUCCAGUGAUAAAGGAGUGGAUUUGAAAGCUUCUUCGUCAGUUGCAGACUCGGAGAAAACUCAAGUUUCACCGGCAUCUGGAAAACUGGAGGAUUUGGAGAUCGAAAGUUCCACAGAUGCUUUUAAAGGGAAAGACUCAGUAAACCAAGGAAAGGUGCAUUUGGAUGAUGAGCUUUCAUCAGGUCAAUUUGGAUUAAAGGAAUCAGAUGACGGUGACGGCAAAUCAACAGAGAAAAGUGAAGCUACUUCUGUUGAGAAAGAACUGAACAUGAAGGAUGCUCCCUUAGCAGGUACGUUGCAGGAUAAAAUUACAGCAAUGCAAGAAAAACUGGAUUUGGAUGAUGGACCUUCCUCUGAUCAUUUUGCAUCCAAGAAGGAAUCAGAUGAUGAUGAAAGUGAACCAAAAGAUUAUUCUACAUCCAAGAAGGAAUCAUAUGAUGAUGGAAGCAAACCAAAAGGAACAGCUAAAAGUGAAGGUACCGUAAGUGAUAAAGGAGUGGAUUUUACAGCUUCUUCGUCAGUUACAGGUCAAACAUUCUUUGACGAAGACGUUGAAGACGGCAGGCAAUCUGAUACUAGUGUAGAUGCUACAUACUAA
Stylophora pistillata is the source of this 777-nucleotide messenger RNA. RefSeq lists its product as uncharacterized. Lineage: Eukaryota; Metazoa; Cnidaria; Anthozoa; Scleractinia; Pocilloporidae. The record is from RefSeq and is a predicted model, not a curated record.